AUGCGAGUGUUUGUUCUAUUCCUCAUAGCGUUGUUUUGUGCAGUGGCGAGGAGUUAUAACAUUCUUGACAGAAAACGUAAAACCCUCGACUCCAACAACACUGUCACCAUUUCCCUGCCCAAUGAAUUGCUUAUCGAUUGUGCAAAUCGAUUCAUUAUUCACUCUCUGAAACCCAUUGAGAAGGUGACAGUUAACAUGACUUCUCACAAUCUCUUGUCAAACGAUAUUGGAUUGAGGGUGUUUCAACCACUUGAGGCCAAUGGAACUGGAGGUGAGAACGGAUAUGUCUACGAUUUGAAGUAUUACGUACCUAUUGAACUCAAAUCUGGCAGUUAUUUUGGACUCAAUAUUACCUUCUAUCAUUGUCCUCUUGAGUCUUGCCAGAGUCCUGAAGACUUUGCCAUAAAUAGUAUUCAACGAUACGUACGAAUGGUGAGCCAUUAUGUUCACAUACUUGGGGAAACAGAUAAACCACUUUAUCGUCCUGGAGAGACUGUUAAAAUGCGUUUCCUUGCUCUUACAAGACAAACUAUUUUGCCUUCAUCGGAAUCCCCUACAUGGCCAAGUUAUCGAGCACAAGGUGAAUAUUGGGAGGAGAAGAACGUAGAAAAAUUGGAACCUGAAGUACAGAAGAGACGUACAGAAGUUCCAUACUUUGACUCAAUCGAGAUGAAGGAUCCUCUUGACAACACAGUGCAACAAUGGAAGAAUGUGAAAACCCUUGAAGCUCUCAACCUCUCAUACAAUCUCAUUAGUGAUGCUGCUGAGGGAAGGUGGACGAUUGUUGCUCGUGUUCAAGAGGAAAGAGAGGAGGUAGUGUUUCAAGUGAGACACUAUGUUCUUCCUCGUUUCCAGGCCCACGUCACAGUACCAAGAGAAAUAGAGCCACAGGACGUGAAUGUCACUUUCAGUGUUUGUGCAUCUUACACAAACGGACCAACCAUGGCAGGCGUAUAUGACGCUCAACUCUGCAUCUGCAGUCAGCGAGAACUUAGUCGUCAACAGGAAACUAAGAAGAUGAUGCCGAAAAAUGAAUGCAAGAGUAACUAUGGAUCGGUCACUCGACAAUGUAUGCGUUUCAAUGGUGUACUUCAGCACACCACCUGCACUAACGUCACAGCAGACAUAGCCAAGUUGGUUGGAGGAAGAGAGCCAGGUUGGGACGAUAAAUUGGGCGUUUUUGUGGAGGUGACUGAAGAGGCGACGGGUCUGUCGAUUGUGGCUUCCAACGCAGUUGGAAUCAAAAUGUGGCCCAAGGCGAAGUUGGAAUUGAAAAUGCUUUCUACAUUCAGACCCGGUUUUCCAGUUGUGGGACAGGUGAUUUACAGAAAUAAUAAUAAUUUUACAAAGGAAUUGGAACUUAUUGUUCGAGAAGAUACCAACCCCUGUGUUGGAUUUUGGUCUUCAAGAUCCACAUCUAAAGUCCACCUCAAACGAAUUAUUGCAGUAGAAAAUGGACGAGAUGAAUACAAGUUUGUUCUUCCACCUUUUGAUUUUGAAAACCCUGCCUCCAUAGUUGUACACCAGAUUAAAACAAGUAAUGAUUCAAAUGAGAAUAUGUCUGCGAAAGUCAGUGGUAUUAACACCAGUUCCUAUUGGCUCCCAAGACCUCGUCCAGAUUGGCAAUUGCAGGCGAACAAACGCCUAAACCUGUGGGAUGAAAGAAAAGGUUUGGCGAUUCAGGUUCAUGUGAUGAAUAAGAAGAAUGUCACUUGUCCAGGUGAGGUAGAAUUACAGGUGAUCUCGAAUGAACGCCUUCCUGAGAACACUACUCUGAUACUACAUUUCCUCAAACGUGGACAGUAUAUUUCCAGAACACUCGAGUUACAAUCUGACUAUACAUGCAAACCAAGGGACGAUGUCUAUGGACAUUACGAAUGCAAGAAUGAUGGUGAUAUAAUUUGUAAGGAAGGAUGGACUGGUCCUAAUUGCCUUAUUCCUGUUUGUAACGAGGAAUGUGGCAAAGGGGGGAUUUGUGUGGCUCCAAGUAGGUGUGCGUGCAAACCAGGUUGGAGUGGCGAGUCAUGUGAGGCUUGUAUUCCCAGAAAGGGCUGUAAGAAUGGUGAUUGCAUUGAGGGUGGGGAUUGUGUCUGUCGUGAAGGAUUUGAUGGCUACCUAUGCGAUAGAGCUGCUGUUACUUUCGAGGAGAUUAUCACACCAAGAGAGAAUGAGACGACUGUAGUCAAGUCUCUUGAGGAAAAGGAGGAAGUAACAGGUAUCAGUAUUGUAAAUACUCCACGAAGAACAGUGUUCAAACAUGUGACUCAUCUCCAACUGGACAGCGAUUUCGGACCAGAGUUGCGUGCUGUAGCAUAUGUUUUGGUUGAAGGAAAGAUGGCAACCGAUUACCUUCAGAUCGAGAAUAUCCAGUCCUGCUCCUCACCAGCAAUAGCUAAGGCUUCUCAAAUCGAAGGAGGAAGAGGAGGAGAAGGAGGAGGAGCAGGUUUCCAAUUGAGCAGAAGAGUGGCAGCUCCAGGAGAAAUGGUGAAUAUGACUCUGAAUCUGACUCGUGUAUACUCUACUGGUGAUAAGAUGACAGGUACUUGUUUGUUAAGCACAAUCGAUGUUGCCACAAAGAAUUUCAACACAGUGGGAAGGCGAAACAUUGAUUUUGAAGCUAUAAUUGGUGUUCUUAAAGACAACCGAGGAAACAAUGAUCCGAACUGGAUUUCGAGCUCAGAGGACGCAUAUCGUGCAGCUGGAAUUGAUUUUACCCUUGUUACAUCAAACAAGGAUUUGAUCAAACCUCUUAUCGUUUGUCCUAUGUAUUCCGAAACUAGUUUUGGAGGCCCUCAGUUAAGGAGUUCGUCUUCUUUAGUUGAACCACCGUCUCCGAAAUUAACAUCUAAAGAUGCUGUUUCCACACCCCGUCUUCGUGAUUUCUUCCCAGAAAUUUGGCUCUUUGAGCCUGCUGUGCUGACAAAUGGAAGUUUCGAGAAGUCGCUCACAGUGCCUGAUAGCUUGACUUCGUGGGAAGCAAAUGCGGUGUGUCUCUUGGGUGAUCGCGGUCUUUGGGCUCCAGUUUCCAAGCCUACACUGACUGUCCGAAUGCCUUUCUUCGUGGAAUUCGCACCACCAUUGGUAGCUCGAAGAGGCGAAACACUCCACCUACCCAUUACCAUCUUCCUUCACCCCAAUGAAAACGCUGGCAAUCGCAUUUGCUACGAAGUUGAAGUGAGCAUGCAAUCCGAUCCAGAGGACUGGAGAAUUGUCGGUGCAACCACAUUUUCUGCCUGUAUCUGUUCGUCCCAAUCUGGCCAACUAAGUAAGGAGACUUUCCGCCUUCCCAUGAGACCACUUCGUAUUGGCCAACUCAAUCUCACUGCAACGGCGAUAGCUAGAAGUGGCACUGGCAUUUGUGAUGCUGAGGGAGUCCAUUCUUCCAAGGAGGUGUUCACCGUUUCUGACGCUGCUCGACGUUCAAUUCGUGUUGAAGCCGAAGGAGUUGAGAAACGCUUAACUGUUGGCGGCAUCUUCUGCUCACCCCAUAAUUCCUCAAAAGGCGAGCAUGAAGUGAAAGUCGAUUUGGAGGACAAAGAAAUAGUGGAGGGUUCUCUUCGAAGUUACGUGGCUGUGGGUGGGAGUGCAAUCAGUAGGGCCCUUUCCAAUCUCGACUCUCUGGUUCAAAUGCCCACUGGAUGUGGAGAACAAAAUCUCGCAAAGGUUGCACCAAGUGUCUACGUGCUCAAGUAUCUUCUCAGUCAUCAGAAUGCAUCCCAACUUCGUCAGAAUUCCUUGGCCAGAAAAGCAGCCGGUUAUAUUGUCAGUGGUUUCGAUAAUGAACUGAAAUAUCAACAUCCCAAUAAUGGUGCCUUCUCUACAUUUGGACCCGGAUACGGUGCAAAUGGAAGCACUUGGUUAACAGCAUACGUGUUUGAGGUAUUCAGUGAGGCCGACGACCUGCCCUUGUCAAUCAUCUCGCAACAAAGUCUCAGCGCUCACCCUGUUUUAAGUAAGGCUUUCGACUUCCUUGUCAGUCAGCAACAAGAUGAUGGUUGUUUUAUCGAGUCGGGCAAUAGAUUCAUGACUUUCAUGGAAAACACAGAUUCAGAAGAAAGCAAGCUACUACUUACUUCUCACGUGCUUGCCGCAUUCAGUUCUGCUGGAACUGCACUGAAGGAAGUUAAAGGCACCGAAUAUAGUAGGAGUGUGCAAUCUGCAAUCGAAUGCAUCAAAUCAAUUGGAGAAUCGUUCUCCAUUGAAGAAUGGUCAACUUCACUGAUUGCCAAAGUUCUCUACGCCACAAAGAAGUUCCCGUCGGUGACUGGGGAAUCAAUGUUGAUGGCAAUGAUGCAUGCCCUAGAGAAACGCUCGACGACAGAAUCAACAGUAAGUGGAUCUAUGAAAUGGUGGCAAGAAUCGGAGAAGCAAAGGGAGAAGAAAAUCAGCAGCUUCUAUUACGAUAGAUUGAGAGAUCUGGAAACUACGGCUUACGCUCUGUUGGCAUUGAGUCCUGAAAACAUUUCUCAUGACGAUCAAAUUGCAGUGGGAAAGUGGCUAUCAAAACAGCAAAAUGAGAAGGGUGGCUUCUAUUCUACUCACGACACUGUGAUGGCUGUUCGAGCUUUGAUUGAAACUGCUCGUCUUUUCCCAACACCUACUGAGUCUACAGGGGUGAAAAUUAGAAGUGAGGAAAUGUCGGAGGUCGACUUCAGCUUAGAAAUCGGUCCUGAAAAUGAAUUCAUCUCAAAUACAUUUGAAAUAGGAAGACAUAAUAAGAGCAGUAUCAGUAGACUCAGUCUCAGCAUUCAAUCGUCCAAGCGGGUGUGUGUCUCUGCUCACUUCACCUCAAUCUACAAUGUUGUAGAAUCGAAGAAGGUGGAUGAUAACUUUUCUGUGGAUGUAUCUGUUGACCAAAGUGGCAGCAAUGCUACUGCACUGUGCACGACAGCCCACUCCUCUAUUUGUAUUCGUCAACCAAAUCCCAAAGCAACAGGAAUGCUUCUAGUAACUCUUCAACUGCCCAGUGGAUGGAACGUGGCAGUGGGUGAGUUAAGCAAGAUUCCUCUUAAUGGAGAUCUGCAGAAACUGGAGUUUGAUGCUAAAAAGCAGGUAGUGAUUGCUUAUCUCAAAGAAUUUGAAGGCGGAAUGGAAAGUGGUGAAAGGUGCUUCAGUGUGACUCUAUACCAACGAACGUACGUCCAGAACUCAAAACCAGGUUUGAUUACUGCUCGUGACUACUAUAAUCCAAAUGAGGUAUUGGAGCAACCAUUCCAACUUGACCCAUGCCAACUCUAUUGGGAAUCGUCUAUGGGAGGACCUACUGAUGAUCCAACUGAGAAAUCAUUGACAACCACAACUCCUCCCUUCCCUACUGAAGCACCAGACGAGAAGCCAAUUUGUCCAACCUGUGGAGAUCUCGAGACCUCAGUCAUGAGCCAAUAUCUCAACAAUUCCUUGUGUCUUCAUCAUCGACAAUUCUUUGUAUUCAAGAAGUACAACAAGUCUGAAGAGGGUUCUAUUGAAGGGCUAAUGUAUGCAUUCGGUUACGGCAAUCAUUUGGCCUCAUGGAAUACCACUUUAAAAUGGACCAGCACAUGUGAAUGCGAAGUGCUGGAGAUGGGAAACAUUAUCGGUAUUUUUGGAAAUGGCAUUUACCCUGGUGACUUAAGUGUUGAUGUGGAUAGACAUGAAUUGGUCAAUUUCGACACUACAGCGAAGGGCUUAGUGGAAUUCAAGAAAGCUCUAAAAGUUGAAAUUGAUGGCCUUGAGGAAAGUAGAAGGAAGAACUGGUGCUACGGACACAACGCCUUGUUUGCUCUACAGAGGAAACUGGCUCCAUCGAAUAGCACCUUUUAA
This is a messenger RNA of Rodentolepis nana, 5799 nucleotides long. NCBI's taxonomy places the organism in Eukaryota, Metazoa, Platyhelminthes, Cestoda, Cyclophyllidea, Hymenolepididae. The record is from the annotation of a GenBank genome assembly.